Messenger RNA from Pseudozyma flocculosa PF-1, 612 nucleotides. RefSeq lists its product as uncharacterized. Lineage: Eukaryota; Fungi; Basidiomycota; Ustilaginomycetes; Ustilaginales; Ustilaginaceae. Gene Ontology annotation, molecular function: protein binding; Rho GDP-dissociation inhibitor activity. Gene Ontology annotation, cellular component: membrane; cytosol; cytoplasm. The transcript has 6 exons. Gene Ontology annotation, biological process: Rho protein signal transduction. The record is from RefSeq and is a predicted model, not a curated record. Bases 1 to 612 code for a protein of 203 amino acids.
AUGUCCCACGCCCAAGACCCCACCAUCGGCGACGACGAGCUCGCCACCACCAAGACUGCCGGCUACAACCCGGGAGAGAAGAAGACGCUCGACGAGUACACCAAGCUCGACGCAGAGGACGAGUCGCUCGCAAGGUGGAAGGCCAGCCUUGGUCUCGACACCGCCUCGGCCGCCGUCGACCCAAACGCUCCCAAGCUCCAGCUCCACAGCAUCUCGCUCGUCUCGCCCUCGGCGCCAGGCGGUGCCGUCUCCAUCGACCUGCAGCAGCCAAAAGAGCAGCUCGAGGCGCUCAAAAAGAACCCGCUCAACGUCAAGGAGGGCGUCGACUACAGCGUCAAGAUCGUCUUCAAAGUCGGCAAUGAGAUCCUUUCGGGCCUCAAGUACGUCCAGGUCGUCAAGCGUGCCGGCGUCACCGUCGACCGCAUGGAGGAGAUGAUUGGAUCGUACGGCCCGCGCGCCGAGCCGUACGAGAAGAAGUUUGCGUCCAACGAGGCCCCCAGCGGCAUGCUGGCGAGGAGCGGCACCAACACCGUCCGCAGCAGGGUGGUCGAUGACGACGGCAACGUCUUUGCCGACUGGACGUGGGCAUUCAAGAUCACCAAGGAGUGGUGA